CCUCGCAGCUCUAGGGCCGGCGCGGUGACGUGCGAGUGCGCGCACUGGAGGGAAAAGGCGGAAGCGGAAGUCGGGGGGCGCGCCAGCUCGUAGCAGGGGAGCGCUUGCGGCGUUGGGUCUGGGCUGGAGGUCGCCAUGGGGCGAGGCAGCGGCACCUUCGAGCGUCUCCUAGACAAGGCGACCAGCCAGCUCCUGUUGGAGACAGAUUGGGAGUCCAUUCUGCAGAUCUGUGACCUGAUCCGCCAAGGGGACACGCAAGCAAAAUAUGCUGUGAAUUCCAUCAAGAAGAAAGUCAAUGACAAGAACCCACACGUCGCCUUGUAUGCCCUGGAGGUCAUGGAGUCUGUGGUAAAGAACUGUGGCCAGACAGUUCAUGACGAGGUGGCCAACAAGCAGACCAUGGAGGAGCUGAAGGACCUGCUGAAGAGACAAGUGGAGGUAAACGUCCGUAACAAGAUCCUGUACCUGAUCCAGGCCUGGGCGCAUGCCUUCCGGAACGAGCCCAAGUACAAGGUGGUCCAGGACACCUACCAGAUCAUGAAGGUGGAGGGACACGUCUUUCCAGAAUUCAAAGAGAGCGACGCCAUGUUUGCUGCCGAGAGAGCCCCGGACUGGGUGGAUGCUGAGGAAUGCCACCGCUGCAGGGUGCAGUUCGGGGUGAUGACCCGUAAGCACCACUGCCGGGCAUGUGGGCAGAUCUUCUGCGGAAAGUGUUCUUCCAAGUACUCCACCAUCCCCAAGUUCGGCAUUGAGAAGGAGGUGCGCGUGUGUGAGCCCUGCUACGAGCAGCUGAACAGGAAAGCCGAAGGAAAGGCCACUUCCACCACUGAGCUGCCCCCCGAGUACCUGACCAGCCCCCUGUCUCAGCAGUCCCAGCUGCCCCCCAAGAGGGAUGAGACGGCCCUGCAGGAGGAGGAGGAGCUGCAGCUGGCCCUGGCGCUGUCACAGUCAGAGGCGGAGGAGAAGGAGAGGCUGAGACAGAAGUCCACGUACACUUCGUACCCCAAGGCGGAGCCCACGCCCUCGGCCUCCUCAGCGCCCCCCGCCAGCAGCCUGUACUCUUCACCUGUGAACUCAUCAGCGCCUCUGGCUGAGGACAUUGACCCUGAGCUCGCACGGUAUCUCAACCGGAACUACUGGGAGAAGAAGCAGGAGGAGGCUCGCAAGAGCCCCACGCCGUCUGCACCCGUGCCCCUGACGGAGCCGGCUGCACAGCCUGGGGAGGGGCACGCAGCCCCCACCAACAUGGUGGAGAACCCCCUCCCGGAGACAGACUCUCAGCCCACUCCUCCCUCUGGUGGCCCCUUUAGUGAGCCACAGUUCCACAAUGGCGAGUCCGAGGAGAGCCACGAGCAGUUCCUGAAGGCGCUACAGAACGCCGUCACCACCUUCGUGAACCGCAUGAAGAGUAACCACAUGCGGGGCCGCAGCAUCACCAACGACUCGGCCGUGCUCUCACUCUUCCAGUCCAUCAACAGCAUGCACCCACAGCUGCUGGAGCUGCUCAACCAGCUGGACGAGCGCAGGCUGUACUAUGAGGGGCUGCAGGACAAGCUGGCACAGAUCCGCGAUGCCCGGGGGGCGCUGAGUGCCCUGCGUGAAGAGCACCGGGAGAAGCUUCGCCGGGCAGCCGAGGAGGCAGAGCGCCAGCGCCAGAUCCAGCUGGCCCAGAAGCUGGAGAUAAUGCGGCAGAAGAAGCAGGAAUACCUGGAGGUGCAGAGGCAGCUGGCCAUCCAGCGCCUGCAGGAGCAGGAGAAGGAGCGGCAGCUGCGGCUGGAGCAGCAGAAGCAGACGGUCCAGAUGCGCGCGCAGAUGCCCGCCUUCCCCCUGCCCUACGCCCAGCUCCAGGCCAUGCCCGCAGCCGGAGGCGUCAUCUACCAGCCCUCGGGACCAGCCAGCUUCCCCAGCACCUUCAGCCCCGCCGGCUCAGUGGAGGGCUCCCCCAUGCAUGGCGUGUACAUGAGCCAGCCGGCCCCUGCUGCUGGCCCCUACCCCAGCAUGCCUGGCACCGCGGCUGAUCCUAGCAUGGUGAGUGCCUACAUGUACCCAGCAGGGGCCACUGGGGCGCAGGCGGCCCCCCAGGCCCAGGCCGGACCCACCGCCAGCCCCACUUACUCAUCCUACCAGCCUACUCCCACAGCAGGCUACCAGAACGUGGCCUCCCAGGCCCCACAGAGCCUCCCGGCCAUCUCUCAGCCUCCGCAGUCCAGCACCAUGGGCUACAUGGGGAGCCAGUCGGUCUCCAUGGGCUACCAGCCUUACAACAUGCAGGGCUACUCUCUCACAUCUGGCAUCUGCUCACAACAGAAUCUCAUGACCACCCUCCCAAGCCAGGACGCAUCUCUGCCACCCCAGCAGCCCUACAUCUCGGGGCAGCAGCCCAUGUACCAGCAGAUGGCACCCUCUGGCGGUCCCCCCCAGCAGCAGCCCCCAGUGGCCCAGCAGCCGCAGGCGCAGGGGCCGCCGGCACAGGGCAGCGAGGCCCAGCUCAUUUCAUUCGACUGACCCAGGCCAUGCUCACGUCCGGAGUAACACUACAGUUCACCUGAAACGCCUCGUCUCUAACUGCCGUCGUCCUGCCUCCCUGUCCUCUACUGCUGGUAGCGUCCCUUCUCUGCGAGUGAGGGGGGGCCUUCACCCCAGGCCCACCUCUUUUCUUGUCCUCAGCCUUCUGCAGUCCCUGAGUUGGUCUCUGCUUUCUUUCCCCAGGGCUGGGCCAUGGGGAGGGAAGGACCUUCUCCCAGGGGAAGCCCCCAGCCCUGUGGGUCAUGGUCUGUGAGAGGUGGCAGGAAUGGGGACCCUCACCCCCCUGCCAGCCGCCUGUGCCCUCUGGCCCGUGAGCUGGCUGUGACGUCUGGGUGUGGCCUGGGGCUCCCUCUGCAGGGGCCUCUCGGCAGCCACAGCCAAGGGUGGAGGCUUCAGGUCUCCAGCUUCUCUGCUUCUCAGCUGUGAUCUCCAGUGCCCCAGAAUGGUACAGCGAUAAUAAAAUGUACUUCAGAAAGCA
This is a messenger RNA of Nomascus leucogenys (northern white-cheeked gibbon), 3004 nucleotides long. It is a transcript of the gene HGS, whose product is annotated as hepatocyte growth factor-regulated tyrosine kinase substrate. NCBI's taxonomy places the organism in Eukaryota, Metazoa, Chordata, Mammalia, Primates, Hylobatidae. The record is from RefSeq and is a predicted model, not a curated record. Gene Ontology annotation, molecular function: phosphatidylinositol binding; ubiquitin binding; metal ion binding.